Molecule: messenger RNA, 1080 nt
Organism: Thelazia callipaeda (thelaziosis nematode)
Lineage: Eukaryota; Metazoa; Nematoda; Chromadorea; Rhabditida; Thelaziidae
Source: the annotation of a GenBank genome assembly
AUGUCUUCCUCUCCAGUUCAUGAUUCCAGUCGUAGCGAACGUGACAGUAGUGACAUCCAAAUACCCGCAAUUACUGCCGAUACACGUAGGCGAGCACGUACACCUGAAGUGAUAGUCAUUGAUAGUGAUGAUGAUAUGAAUACAGCGGAGAUAAUACAAGCAACCAGAGUACACUGGCCCCACAUGCCACCUAAGCGGAUGAGGCGGAUGGACUCAGAGGAAAAUCAUACGAGUAGACAAGAAGAGGAUCGUCCGGAUGUGGUUCAUGUAGUUGAGAAUAAUGAAGUAGAGGAAAGGGACAUGGAUUCGGAUAUAGAAAUACUUGAUGUGGAUCAGGUCAGUGAAGUAAGAGUAAUAAGCAUGGACCUGGAUACGGAAAUACUUGAAGAAGGUGCUACGAUUAUGGAAGUCAGUGAAGAGGACUCUGAAGGAAUGGAUGAGGAAAGAGAUGAAGAAAACGAAGAUUCCAAUGAUGACGAUGGGGAGGAUAGGAAUAUGAUUGAUGAAUCAAACAUAAAUAGUGACUGGAUGUCUGGUGAUGAAGAAAUGAACGAAAGUGAAGAUGAUGGUGAAACGACGGAACAAGUGUUAUCACGUGGUGAUGAAGAGAUAGAUGAUGAUGGAUUAACGGAACAAACAUUAUCACUUGAUGAUGAAACGACAGAUGAUGAUGGACUAACGGAAGAAACGUUAUCACUUGAUAAUGAAGCGACAGGCAAUGAGAGAGUAACGGAGCAGGCGUCAUUACGUGAUGGUCAAGUGACAGAGGAGAUAUUAUUACGUAAUGAUGGAGAUUUGGAUGGCGAUAACCCUUCAUCAUCACCUGUUGUUGAAACGAGAGACGAAGAAGAUGUUCCCAGCACUUCCAGGUCUACGUCAUCCGGCUCGAGCACCCGCCUUAAUAUAACCUUCCUGGACAAUCUGUGUUUAAUGCGAGAGGAUCAACCGCUACAUGUACACAAGAUUAAUUGCGGAGGAAUAGAUCAUAUUGUGCUUAAAUGGCGCAAAUCUUCGCAAAUUGAAGCUGUCAGAAUCGAAAAUCUUUGUCCCCAUUGCAGACGAUGUCUACAUCUUCCUUGA